AUUAAUAUAGAUGGCUUUGACAUGGCAGCGUGCUAAAAGAGUUAGAUUUUUAAUUAAACUUUCGCCACAUUAACAUAAAAUACAUAUGUUUUAUUUUGAACAGAUAUAAAAUUUGUGUGUACCUCAUCUGUUUGCGGUGGAACACAAAAUCACUUGUCGUAGUAUUUGUGGUGUUGAGGGUUGCAUAAAUAAGUACUGCUUUAUUCAUUAAUUGAGAUAGUAUUUUGUUAUAUGUUGUUGUUGUUGUCAAUAAAGCUAAAAAUUUACUCCAAACUUGUGAUGAAUUCAAAAGUUAAUAAUAUUUAAGAAACUAGUAUAAUUUGACUAUAAUUUCACGAAUAAUACGGCAACAACGCUUUAGUAUUCCAAAUCAAUUUGACAUUUCUGACAUUUGCUUGACCAUAACCCAAAAACCUCGCUCGCUGCUAAACUUUGUGUCUUCCUGGCGAGAAUUUCAUAAAAAGUCAUAACGUACAAUUUAAUAAACAAACAAAUUGAACAAAAACUAUAAAUAUGUCCGCCAGCAAUUCAAUUAUUUCAGUUAAAGAUGCCGACCAGUACAACACACUGAUCAAUGCGGAGAAGACUACAGUAGUGCUAUUUACAGCCGAUUGGGCUGAACAGUGUAAACAUGUCCAGGAAGCUCUGGAGGAGCUAACCAAAAUCCUAAGUAACAAAUUGCAGUUUGUUAGUGUGGUGGCCGAAAACUUUCCAGAAAUUUCUAUCAAGCACCAGAUUGAAGCAGUCCCCACCAUAAUUUUCUUCACCAAAGGGACCGCAGUGGAUCGCGUGGAUGGUGUCAAUGUAGCUGAAAUUACAGCAAAGUGUAAAAAACUUGGUGGCUCUGUAGCCGGUGAAUCUUUAGAGGAUCGUUUGAAAGCCCUCAUCACUAAAGCGGAUCUUAUGAUAUUCAUGAAGGGCGAUCGCAAUGCUCCACGUUGUGGUUUCUCCCGCCAGUUAAUUGAAAUCUUGAAUGCCACAAAUGUUCCCUAUGAGACAUUCGAUAUAUUGAAUGAUGAAGAAGUCCGUCAAGGUCUCAAAACAUAUUCCGAUUGGCCCACGUAUCCACAAGUAUAUGUUAAGGGUGAACUGAUUGGUGGCUUGGACAUUAUUAAAGAGCUUAAAGCAAAUAAUGAAUUAGAAACUGCAUUGAAAGGUUAAAGUAAAUGAUAUGAUGACCUAGUAUGCAUAUAAAAUUUUAUUUAUCACUUAAAUAAAAUUGACAACCGGAUUUGGUAACACACAAAACGUUGUUAUAACUUUAAAAUACAAAUAAAAUGCUGCCAUCGAAAAGCUUACUUGUAUAAAAAAAGAGAAACGAAAAAUUUUAUUACUAAAAGUCAUAAAUGUAUGUAUGUAUGAAACAUAUUUUUAUUUCGUAAUUAAACAUAUAAAAUUAUGCUUAAUGAAUAUCGAUCACUUUCAAUAUUUAUGUACUAAUGUAAUUUCAAUUGUUGCUACUUUGUUCAUUAUUUUAAUUAUUCCAAUACAAAUUGUUAGAAUAUAGUGAAGGCUGUGUGGCGAUUGGCAGCAAUAUGAUCCAACCAACAAAACCCACAAUGUAGCAUAAAAUAAGUAGAAUGCGACGUACUAAAUGUUGUUGCCACAGCUCUUGGACAUCAGGUAAGCCCAUAUGAUUACAAAAUGCAUGCACAAGGAAUGGUGCGACAAAAUGACCGGUGCGCGCAAAGAGAAAAGCCGAGUAGAAACCAAAGACUGUGGUGUAAGUUAACUGAAAGCCUGGCAAAAUAAUUUAUUUAUAAUAAAAAUAAAUAAAGAUUUGCAGAAAUAUUUAUGCAACUUACAUGAUAUCACUAAGGCAGUUUUCAAUUCCAUACCCAAGCUGAGGCGUUCCCCAAUAUGGUGUAUGUGCGCGGUACCAAAGAAUAGUGGUGUAAUGAACACAGCUGUCAAGGGUGAAAAACUCUGCAAAAUUAGUGGCAUCAUACAUGCGCGAAAGACGAAUUCUUCACUGAUUGGUGCCAUAACAUGGUUUCGUAUCCAAAGUAUAUUUUUGAAUGAACCAAUCCAAAAAUCAGUAUC
Molecule: messenger RNA, 2043 nt
Organism: Bactrocera oleae (olive fruit fly)
Lineage: Eukaryota; Metazoa; Arthropoda; Insecta; Diptera; Tephritidae
Gene: Grx3
Product: Glutaredoxin 3
Biological process (GO): intracellular iron ion homeostasis
Cellular component (GO): cytosol; nucleus
Source: RefSeq, a predicted model, not a curated record